AUGAAAAGCAAUGCAAAAGAUUCAGAAAAGUUAUCCACCGAAGGGUCUCUUUCAAAGCCAAUGCCCUACUUUGUUUUCUUGGUUUUUCUUGUCUGCAUCUUUUACGCUGUAGCUUUUGUGUAUCAUCCGUAUUCCUAUACCGCUAAUCCUCACCAAUCUGAGUUUGUCCAAUUCGAAAUACCCAGUCGGCCAAAGCCUAAAUCCCCAGACAAAACAAACCUCUCCCACAUAGUUUUUGGCGUCGCGGCCUCAGGCAAGCAAUGGAGCAAACGGAAAAGCUACAUCCAGCAAUGGUGGAGACCCAAUGAAACGCGAGGAUUCGUUUGGUUAGACGAGAAAGUCGAAGCCGGAGCCGAUGAAAAAAAUCUGCCGCCUUUGAAGAUCUCCGGCGACACUUCCCAGUUCAAGUACAACAAUUCAGAAGGCGAUAGGUCCGCAAUACGAAUAUCGCGCAUAAUAUCGGAGACAUUGAGGCUGGGCAUGGAGGAUGUGAGGUGGUUUGUGAUGGGGGACGAUGACACAGUUUUUUUUCCUGAUAAUUUAGUCAGGGUUUUGCAGAAAUACGACCAUAAUUAUUACUAUUAUAUAGGGAGCUUGUCUGAGAGCCAUUUGCAGAACAUACAUUUUUCAUAUAAUAUGGCGUAUGGUGGUGGUGGGAUUGCUAUAAGCUAUCCAUUGGCAAAGGCGCUUGAGAAAAUGCAGGAUAUGUGUAUACAGAGGUACCCGCAUUUGUACGGGUCGGAUGAUCGGAUUCAGGCUUGCAUGGCCGAGCUUGGUGUUCCUCUCACCAUAGAAAAAGGAUUUCACCAGUAUGAUGUGUAUGGCAACGUAUUCGGCCUCCUUGCGGCACACCCAAUCGCCCCCUUGGUGUCUCUCCACCACCUAGACUUGGUUGAGCCCAUUUUCCCAAAUAUGAACCGAGUCCAGGCUCUAGAGCAGCUCAAGCUCCCAUCGGAGCAUGACUCGGCUGGGCUUAUGCAACAAUCCAUAUGCUACGACCAGGAUCGAAGAUGGACUAUAUCGGUUUCAUGGGGCUACACAGUUCAAAUAUUUCGAGGCACUAUCUACGCUCGAGAGAUGGAAAGGCCGUCGAGGACCUUUUACAACUGGUACCCCAAGGCUGGCUAUACUGGCUAUCCGUUCAACACUCGUCCCGUCAACCUGAAACGCUGUCAAAAACCUUUUGUGUAUUUCAUUUCCAAUGCUACAUAUAAUUCACAAAUAGAUAAAACGGUUACUGAGUAUUCGUCGCAUCGAAUACCACGUAUGAGGUGUAGCUGGAUAAAGGCCGAUCCUUCACAAAUUGAUAGAGUGGAGGUCUACAAGAAGCCCAACCCAUAUUUAUGGGAUAAGCCUCCGAGAAGAAACUGUUGCAGGAUCUUGCCGUCCAAGAAUAAUGGGACCAUGGUUAUUGAGGUGGGAGAUUGCAAAGAAGAUGAAAUUAUUGUAUUGCGGUGA
Molecule: messenger RNA, 1458 nt
Organism: Corylus avellana
Lineage: Eukaryota; Viridiplantae; Streptophyta; Magnoliopsida; Fagales; Betulaceae
Source: RefSeq, a predicted model, not a curated record